ACAAAUGAAAACCGUUGCAAAGACAUUUUUCAGAGAGUUUCUAUGACCAGUCCUUGAUAGACUUGCUGUGUUAAUAAGCUCGGAGACAGAAACCCUAGGAGCGUGGCCAUAGAAUGCAGCAAGAGAUGGCGUCGGAGGUAUCAACGGUCAUCGUUCCUAGGAGCUUUAGAUUACUAGAAGAGCUUGAAAGAGGAGAGAAGGGAAUUGGUGAUGGAACUGUCAGCUAUGGAAUGGAUGAUGCCGAUGAUGUCUACAUGCAAUCAUGGACUGGAACCAUCAUUGGUCCUUCUCAUACUGUUCAUGAAGGGCGCAUCUAUCAACUUAAACUAUUUUGUUGCCAUGAGUAUCCAGAAAAACCACCAAGUGUCAAAUUUCAAUCGCGAAUAAACAUGAGCUGUGUCAAUCAGGAGACUGGUGUGGUGGAACCUUCUCUUUUUCCAAUGCUUUCUGAUUGGCAAAGAGAUUACACAAUGGAGGAUAUUUUGACUCAACUCAAGAAAGAAAUGACCUCCCCACAGAACAGAAAACUCACUCAGCCUCCUGAAGGAAAUGAUGAGGGGAGGGUGGACCCAAAGGGACUAGUGCUAAGGUGUUGUAUUCUGUUAUUCUGGUAG
Molecule: messenger RNA, 614 nt
Organism: Lactuca saligna
Lineage: Eukaryota; Viridiplantae; Streptophyta; Magnoliopsida; Asterales; Asteraceae
Source: the annotation of a GenBank genome assembly